This is a messenger RNA of Megalops cyprinoides (Indo-Pacific tarpon), 1462 nucleotides long. RefSeq names its product gamma-enolase. Gene Ontology annotation, cellular component: phosphopyruvate hydratase complex. Gene Ontology annotation, molecular function: phosphopyruvate hydratase activity; magnesium ion binding. The coding region runs from base 50 to 1354 and encodes 434 amino acids. The transcript has 12 exons. NCBI's taxonomy places the organism in Eukaryota, Metazoa, Chordata, Actinopteri, Elopiformes, Megalopidae. The record is from RefSeq and is a predicted model, not a curated record. Gene Ontology annotation, biological process: glycolytic process.
UCUCUCACAUUCUCUCGUUUUCCCUACAAGGCUCAACACAAACUGCAGGAUGUCUAUAGUGAAGAUUGUAGCCAGGGAGAUCCUGGACUCCAGGGGAAACCCCACAGUGGAGGUGGACCUGCACACGGAGAAAGGACUUUUCAGGGCUGCGGUUCCAAGCGGAGCCUCCACAGGCAUCUAUGAGGCCUUGGAGCUGAGAGAUGGAGACAAGAGUCGCUACAAAGGCAAAGGCGUGCUCAAGGCCGUGGCUCACAUCAACGACACCAUCAGACCCGCCCUCAUCCAGUCUGAGAUCAGCGUUCUUGAGCAGGAGAAACUGGACAAUAUGAUGAUUGAAAUGGAUGGAACAGAAAAUAAGUCUCAGUUUGGUGCAAAUGCCAUCCUGGGUGUUUCCUUGGCAAUAUGCAAGGCUGGCGCAGCAGAGAAAGGCGUCCCCUUGUACCGCCAUAUCGCUGACCUUGCAGGAAACACAGAGCUGGUUCUGCCUGUUCCUGCCUUCAAUGUGAUCAAUGGCGGGUCCCAUGCUGGGAACAAGCUGGCCAUGCAGGAGUUCAUGGUACUCCCAGUGGGGGCGGAGUCUUUCCGGGAAGCUCUACGCGUGGGGGCGGAGCUCUACCAGACGCUGAGGGGGGUGAUCCGGGAAAAGUACGGCCAGGACGCCACCAACGUGGGCGACGAGGGCGGGUUUGCUCCAAAUAUCGUGGAGAACAGCGAGGCUCUGGAGCUGCUGAAAACAGCCAUAGAGAAAGCAGGUUUCACAGACAAGGUGGUGAUCGGGAUGGAUGUCGCAGCGUCAGAAUUUUAUCGCGACGGGAAAUACGACCUGGACUUCAAAUCCCCUCCCAACCCGGACAGACACAUCACUGCCGAGGAGCUGUCAGAGAUAUACCAGGGAUUUGUCAAUGAUUAUCCAGUGGUAUCCAUAGAGGACCCGUUUGACCAGGAUGACUGGCCAGCAUGGUCACAGCUAACAGCCUCGGUCGGGAUCCAAAUCGUGGGCGACGAUCUGACGGUGACCAACCCCCGCCGGAUAGAGAAGGCCGUGGAGGAAAGGGCCUGCAACUGCCUGCUCCUCAAAGUCAACCAGAUCGGCUCCGUCACCGAGGCUAUACAGGCGUGCAAGCUAGCCCAGGAGAAUGGCUGGGGAGUAAUGGUUAGUCACCGUUCGGGAGAGACUGAAGACACUUUCAUUGCUGACCUUGUGGUGGGGCUUUGCACUGGACAGAUCAAGACUGGAGCUCCGUGUAGAUCAGAGCGCCUGGCCAAAUACAACCAACUGAUGAGGAUUGAAGAGGAGUUGGGUGAUCAAGCACGUUUUGCUGGGCACAACUUCCGAAAUCCGAGUGCUCUGUGAGACUGGCACCCAGACGUAGAGACAGACACAUGAAAUCACUUGAAUUUACUAACAGAUUACAGGCAAGAGCAGACUGAGAACCCUCAGAAGCACAGAUAAAAAAAAAAA